UCAUCAUCACCGUUGCUUCAGGAGGAGAGGCGGAUGGAGGACUACGACAAAUUCGUGGAGUAUUAUCUCUCCCAGAUGAGAAAGAAAGAGGAAGAAAACAGCAACAGACACAUAUUUGCAUCAUCUAUCAUUCGGUUCUAUGGAAAGCCCAUCCUUCCUCCCGUGCUGUCAGGGAAGCAGAGAGAGGAGAUGCAGCGACACAGAGAUGAAGCACAGAAGGCUGCUAAACACACAAAGUCAAAGGAGGACCCAAGAAUGGCUGCCGUACAAACUAUUCUGCACAGUGUUCAGCUGAGAAAGAUGCCAACAUUGGAGGAAUUGCUUAAAGAAUCAGAAAUUUGCUCAAAAUUAUCUUCCUGUAAGAGCAACAGUGGAUCAGUGUCACAUAGUGUUUUUUCAAAGGAUAGUUUAGUGUCAUCCCCACCAUCUGAACAAAAAGAAAUGGAUGCUGUGUCUCUUCCUCCACUGACAUCAACUACAUGCAGUGCCUUUUUCACCUCUCAUAUAAAAUCUCAUCUGAGUAACUGUGAAGGAAGCCUUAUUAACCAACAUGACAACCAGCAGGGAUCACUACCAACCCAUCUUAAUGAUGCGAGCCACCAAUCAAUAUCCUCAGGUUAUAUGACCUACGAGAAUGUCGAAAACACCAUCAGUGUCUCUGGACAGAUUGACACAAGGAGUGACAGCCAUGACUUUGUCUCUACUGAAAGAAGUGAGAGCAUGGGAGGCUUCUUUCUACAUAACACUUCAGACACAAUUGCAAAAAUGCCAGACAUUAUUAGCUACCCUCCUGUAGAUGGACAGGAAUUGGAGAAAAGUGGAUUGGAAUUAUCCAUCUGUAAUCAUGUAAUAGCAGGUGACACAGUAGAAGAUGUUUGCAGCACCUUUUUCCAGGAUAAUUCAGUCACUUGUGCCCAUUUGCCAUUUGAAAAAUCCACCACAAGUUUUUUAGAUGGUGCUGAGUCGAAGGAAAAUACAGUUUUUUCCACUGUACUUGAUCAAGAUUCGGACAGAAAUGACAGCAUAGGCCCUUCAUUAAAAAACAGUGAGGUUACAAAUAGUCUACAGAUGGAUAACUAUACGCUGGCAGAACUACACAUUCAGCCUGGAGAAGCAAAACCAGCAGACAACCCAGUAGAUGAAGCAGACUCAAAGCUAUCUAAGAAGCCUUAUCGUCUGAGCCUGCAGGCCUUGCUGAAAAAAUCUCAGGAGUAUCGGAAGCGCCAGCAGAUGCUUAGGAUCCAAGCCAAAAACACUAAAAUCCAGGAGAGAACCCGAGAACAGCCAAAAGGAAAGGUGGAGGAGCAAAGUCUCUCAGAUAAGGAGAAUGAUGAGUAUUCUAACAUGGGGACAGUGACUGCAGAGCAAAAGAAAAGUAAAGAAAGAUGUGGCACUUUUAUCCCCACAGGAGUGGAAAUGUCACUGAAAAAAUCCUGGGAAAAGAGUCAGAGUGAGGAAAUACUUGUAAAGCCACGCUUCACAUUUGAAAGCACACAACAUUUUGAUAUUAUAACCAGUGUUGAGGAGGAAACAGCCUCCAGAAAUAACAGGCUAAAUGCAACAGAGUUUAAUGGUAUUGAUUCAUUCCCUCAGCAAGAGCCUACAUGGACAGAAAAUACCUGCCUCGCACCUUCUUUUAAAGUUGCAGGGAAAUUUCACACUAUCCCAGCCCCUACUUUUUGUAGGAGUCCUGUCCACUGUAAAGUCAAAGGCUCUUCAAAAUCUGUAGAAGGAGCUAUUGACAAUACCUUUAAGAGGGAGCUUCUGAUCACUAGUGAAAGAAAUGUAGACCAAAAGGUCAAAGAUGGUAAUGGUGGACAACAAAGCAGCCCUACAGCAGCUCUUUCCACUGUGAAUGUUGUAGUUGAAUCUGAUGUAACAAGCAUAUUGGCAAAGCGUUCACAGCACUUAGAUCAGCUGGAGUUCAACCUGUCCGGCCUGAAAGUACUGAUCUCAGAUUUGGAGACAACACUUACAGAGAACAUGGACAAGAACUGCAGCCAAACUGAGAGCAGCCUAAAAAGUAACACCUGCUGUGAAUCUGGUCAGCGUAUAGAGCUGGGUCAGAAUGAUUCUGUCCAUGGGGAGGAUGAUGAUGAUAAUGAUAGCAGCAACAAAGACCACAAGGACAGGGAGUUCCUAAGUAGACAGUCAUUGGACAGUUGUAAGAACAUGUGUGAGGAAAAGAGUAUUUAUCAAACAGAUGAGCUUCCUGUUGUGGAGCAGGAUAUACAAACGGAGGCAAUUAGUUUAAGAGAGAUAAGGCUGUUUAAAACCUUAACAACAGAGAGAGAAAAGGAAAGUAGUACAGGUACAGGAUUUACAAAGAGUUGUGGACAGGAUGGCGAUUGCAGAAAGCAGCAGCCACCGGGUAAACAUAUCCUCUCUACAGCACAGCGGAUGCGCGUCCCCGACAUAUUCAGAACUCGUCCCUCUGAAACCACAGCACCACAUAAUCUCUGUGUACUGUCGGACACUAGUAACCAUCUAGUACAGAGGAAUGAGGUGGAUGUGGAACAUCAUGACUAUACCCGCUCGCCGUCUCUCAACCAGUCAUACGAUGUUGACACACCAUCGCAGCUGUGGCUUCAGGAGGGAUCUGGAUCAGACUCAAAAGGUCAUCUGGUUCCGGAAAAACAUCUGACCCCAGAGAAUGGGGUCGAAGAUCAGAGCGGUCUAUCUAAGGUCAAACGUAAACUGCUCAUGCACGUGUCUGAGGACAUAAUGAAACGAGGAGGAAAUAUCAGCAGAAAAGCUAGUCCAGUGCCCAGACCCACCUCCAGCACUCCUAAAGCUGCAGUGUGGUGGCGUGAAGGCCAUGGCAGUAGGAGGGAAAAGCAGGAACAACUAAAACAGGUCCACGCCGCUCAGGUCAGAGCCCUGCAGGAGGAGCACAGACGACAACAGGAGGAACUAAUACAGGCGUUGGCUGUGCGUUGCCGUCUCCUCCAGAGCGUGUCCUUCCCCUGCUCCAUGUCAACCUCACAUCUUGGGAACACGCUGACCUUUCCUACCAUCUCUCAGGCUUCGCUUUCCCGAUCCUUGAGUUCAGUCCCAGAGCGUUACCGCCCCCUACUGGUAGCAGCUGUGAAGGGUUUUCUAACUCGGAGGCUCCUGAAGACGGAUCGAGUGGCACAGCUGGUUCGCACCAUCAGAGACACAUGGCAGUUCUUGCUGGCCUUCAGGAGAGGAGAACAGUGCAACAAACAAGACUUUUUGUUACAGGAGAGGGUCACUCUGCAGCUACGUGCUGCGCGUUAUGAGGUCUAUGAUAUAUUCUUCAGCCUGUCAGACGGAGAGAGGAUGCAGCUGAUCAGCUGGGACAGAGAGUUGAACAGGGAGAGGGCGCUCAAACGACAGAGUGGAUUCACAGGUCAUCCCAGAGGAAAGAGGUUUUUGUCAGCUGCAACACAAAAAACACUGGAGAGGAAAAGAGGAAUAAUGAUCCAGAAAAAGGCUGCAGAAAGACACAAGAGAGCUGCGACAGAGACUCCAACUUGAACUUCAACUUUAUUUGUCCCUUGAAGGGUGAUUUUUAAUGUAGUGUUCACAAUAAACAAACAAUAAAACACAGUAAAAACAGUAAAAAAAAUCACACAAAUAAGAUAGACAGGGGCAUUAGCAGCAAUCUUGGUCAUUUAGUCAGGUGUAAUUCAGUGCAAACUGUCGCUUAGUCAGCAGUAUCAAUACAGAAUAAAGAGAAGUAGAGCAGCAAACAGGAUAGAGUGCAGCACAGUACGUGAUAAAGUACAACAGCAAAAACACAGAGCAUUACCUCCUCCUCCUCAGCAUUUAUAGCUCAGAUGGAGGUAAGCACAAAGGAGAACUUGUACCUGUUUUUGUGGCCUGGGGUACUGCCAGACGAAGGCCAGAGGGGAGCAACUUAUACUUCGGAUUAAGAGGAUGAGUAACAUCCAUAUGAAUAGACUGAGCUUUCCUUUUACCUGGUGCAUUAAAAAUGUCUUUAAGACUGUUAAAACACACCCUAGCUACUUUAGAGGCCACGUUUACUAUCCUCCUGAGGGAGUUCUUGUCCUUGUUGCCAAGGUUACCAUACCAGCAUAUGAUGGAAAAGGAAAUGAUUGACUGGGUAAAGGAACAGUAGAAGAGCUUCAUCAGGGUCCUAUCAGUCUGAAAGUUGGGGAGUUUUCUCAGACAGAAUAAUCGUUGCUGACCUUUUUUAACCAGCAAUUCACAAUUUAUGUCAAACUUGAGUUUACUGUCGAUUACAGUACCCAGAUACUUAUAAUUAGGUACCAGUUCCACUGGCUUGUCACGGAUCACACGGCACUGAGGAGCUGGGGGGGACUGUCUGAAAUCAAUGCAGAUCUCAUUUGUUUUAGUGACAUUGAUCUGAAGGAAAGCUCCUUUGCACCAUAAUAUAAAAUCAUCAAGAACCUGCCCAUGUCCAACUUCAUCAUCAAGCAGGCUGAUAAUUACCAUCAGCGUAGCGGCUGACACAGUCAUUUGUGUAGAAAGUAUAUAAAAGGGUAGGUAAAGCACAGUAUUGAAGUGAUCCGGUGGAGGAGGGGAGUAGGCUGGACAGUGCUCCGUUGACCCUGACUUGUGAUGGAUUUGUAAGAAAAUCAAGGAUCCAACUCACAAGACACGUAUCGACACCAAAGACAUUAACAAGCUUCUCCACCAAAACGUGAGGCUGGAUUGUGUUAAAAGCUGAUGAGAAAUCAACAAAAAAAAACAGCCUGGCAUGAUUCUUACUACCUUCCAAGUGCUUAUAUACAAGAUUAAGUAAAGUGGCAGUCGCAUCUUGGACACCCCCCUUAGCUCUAUAAGCAAAUUGAAGAGGGUCUAGCAGGCACUCAGUCUUUGAGAGUAGCUCUUCUUUGACUAGUUUUUCAAGUUGUUUCAUAACCAUAGAGGUUAAGGCCACUGGCUGAAAGUCAUUGAGAGUGGAGGGGCAGCUUGUUUUAGCAACGAGCACCAUUAUGGACUUCUUCCGUAAGACUGGCACUCUGCUGGAGAAGAGACAUUAAAAAUAUAAAAAAUGUGCCCAAGCUGGUCAGCACAUGUUUUCAGUAACGUCUUAUUAGAUCACCCGAGACUGGACAGGAGCGGAGUUUCUGCUGAGCAGCCGCUAGACACCAAACGAGGACAGUUCAGAGCAAAUCCUCAGAGGGUCCCCAAGAACACUUACUCCUCCAGACCCCGAUGACACCUCUCUAAUUGGCCCCACUGAGGAACCCUAAUAAGACCUCUAGCCAUUACAUGAAUAGCUUUACAUUUGAGAGUAAAAUUCAACAUUCAAAACCUGAAUUUGACACAAAGUGAUGCCUGUUGCUUACCAGUGUAUCGCUGUAAUUUAUAUCGGGCGUCACUGUCAAGUUUUAACACUCUUUCUCUAGAGGUUUUUCAUCAUACGUGAUAAGAUUCACAGAGCUGCAGGUAAAACAUCACUGUCGCUGCUCAGACUUUAGCAGAAUUCUUUAGUGGGUCUGCUUCCUCCCUUUUCUACCACUUCUUAGUAUACUUCUGAAGAUCUGAGCAGGGAACAUGUCGAGUUGGCAAAAAAAA
This is a messenger RNA of Sphaeramia orbicularis (orbiculate cardinalfish), 5532 nucleotides long. RefSeq names its product centriolar coiled-coil protein 110 (gene cp110). Gene Ontology annotation, biological process: ciliary basal body organization; regulation of cytokinesis; centriole replication. Gene Ontology annotation, cellular component: centriole. The record is from RefSeq and is a predicted model, not a curated record. NCBI's taxonomy places the organism in Eukaryota, Metazoa, Chordata, Actinopteri, Kurtiformes, Apogonidae. The transcript is spliced from 11 exons. The coding region runs from base 34 to 3501 and encodes 1155 amino acids.